AUGGCCACCGACCAGUCCUCCAGAGGCGUAGAGCUCCUCAAGAUCCCUGGAGUCGUUGCCACUCAAGUAUACCACAGCGAGACCGUCGGGCUGGGCUCAGGCGAGCUUCAGGCCCUUCUGGUCAGCAUAGAGCUCCAAGAAGCUGCGAAACAAAAGGCUAGCCUCGGCAGUGCUGAGAAGCAGCCAGACUACUCGACCGACCUCUGGCUGGUCCUCUCUAUUGGAGAUUUAUCUUUGCCCGUUGCAGCUACACAGACCAUCGUUCCACAACGCGGACAGUCUCAGAACUCGUACAUAUUCCCAUCCCUCGAGCUUGAGGGUGCUUCGAUCAAGAUCACAUUGCCAGCCUCCACAAGCCAAACCGAGCUUGCACGCUUCGAGCAGAUCCUGUCUCAGUAUGCUGCCUAUCAGGAUGACGAUCGCGUUGAUGCUGGAAGCAUCGAACUCAUGGACGAGGACGGCAAGGUGCUUGGAGUACUUCAAGGCAAUUUCGCAGUCCACGAAGCUGACUCCAUGUCAGACUCUGGAAACGAGAAAGCUCCCGUGCUCAUCGACUUGCCACCCGAGCCUAGCAUGGAAAGCGAGAGGCAAGAUCUCCAGGUUGACGUUCUCUCUGCAGAUGAGAUGCGGGACUGGAUGAUCAAAGGCGCUGACAUGAUUUCCCGUUCCAUCAUCAAAACUUCCGAGUUUGUGGGAGGCAAAAUUCAAGGAGCUGCCGACUCUUAUGUUGCCAAGACUCCUGCCGCAGGCUCGUCUGGCUACUCGACCCGCACCAACAAGAAGGGCGAGGCAGGCCGAGAUGCUGUCAAAGUUGGACCCAAGACACAACAAAGCAUACAGAACCUACAUCGAUGGUCCGGUCAGGCGGUUCAGGUGUCUGCCAAAACCACUGGAGCAAUUCUGCGAGUUGCCGGCGACGUCGGCGACAAGAUCGGUAAAAAAACAGGCAUUCAACGCAAGGUCAAUCCCGAUGGCACCUACGGCCCACCUCCAACUGGUAUCAAGGGCUUCAUCAAUCGUUCCCUGAUCGCUGCGAAUACGGUGCUUGAUGGUGUAGAUGCUGGUGUUCAAACUCUUCUUUACACGAGCGGUGAGGCAGCUUCAAGCGUCGUCGGACACAAAUACGGUGACGAUGCUCGUCAGGUGGCAGAUGGCAUUGGCCGAACCAGCAAGAACGUCUUCAUCGUAUACAAAGAUGUGCGCGGGGUGAGGCGAAGCGCCCUGCUGAAGGCUGCUCGAUCUCGUGUCAUUAAGGCCAAGCUUGAUGACGGUCGAGAGGUGACCAUCAAGGUGGAUGAGAAGGGCAAUGCUGUGGCCUCGGCUGUCUCCCCUCCAGCGACGUCGACGGCUGCAUCCAGCUCCCAGGUCGAGGCUAGCCCGGCCUCUGAGAAGUCUUCCUUCGCAGCAGGCCUCCCUUCAGCCAACCAGAGCUCAAGCUCGAAGCCACCGUCGUACUCGACCAGCUCGAACACCUUGGAAAGCCUCCCUCCACCCCCUUCUCAUCCCUCGAUCCGCCGCUCGCCUAGCCCCAACACCAAAAACUAG
Molecule: messenger RNA, 1545 nt
Organism: Ustilago hordei
Lineage: Eukaryota; Fungi; Basidiomycota; Ustilaginomycetes; Ustilaginales; Ustilaginaceae
Exons: 1
Coding region: 1-1545 (514 amino acids)
Biological process (GO): cell division
Cellular component (GO): plasma membrane
Source: RefSeq, a predicted model, not a curated record